Messenger RNA from Brenthis ino (lesser marbled fritillary), 3141 nucleotides. NCBI's taxonomy places the organism in Eukaryota, Metazoa, Arthropoda, Insecta, Lepidoptera, Nymphalidae. The record is from the annotation of a GenBank genome assembly.
AUGUUUGUAAUUAGGACACCCACAAAAGCCCCCAAGAGGGCUCAAAGCACAAGCCCCGACUCGAACAGGGAAGUGACCGCCGAGCUAAACGUGACUUAUGAAGCGAAACCUUCAACCCCACCGACGGAAGCCUAUGUGAACGCUUUAAAUAGCAACAUAGAAACGGCCGAUCCGAUAGACAUCACUGGAUUUACGACGGAGGUGCCUGCUGAGACAGGAACAAAGCCUCAACCAAUUCGACUCAAAUUUAUGACUACACAGAGUCGCGCCGCACCAGCAAAGAAGAAGUUGACAAAAGCGCACUCUUCGCAAUCGAACUCAGGGUUAACAGAAGUGGCAUCAGCGGAUAGAGAGAAGACCUCAAAGUCUCAGGAAACUUUAAAUAAUCCAAUGGAACAAACAAAGAUCAUAGAAAGAAUUCUAGCUGAAACUAAAUACCAUGUGGACAACAUUCGUACUAACCUAAAUCAAUCUGGAAAUAUAAAACGCACAAUAAAGGAGGAAAUACAAAAAAGUACUAAAGGUCUAUAUAAGAUGGUGCUGCAGAGCAUUAAGAUCAAUACAGGAGAAGCAGUAGACUACAAUUUGGAAAUAGAUAUGCGAAAACCAGAAUCAAACGAACACAAACUUAACGAAUUAUUAGAAUAUAUUAAAACACAGACCACCACAUUGGAAAGAACACAACAGGAAAUUUUGAGCCUGAGAGGAGAAAUGAAAGAGCUUAAGACUAGAAAGACCGACGAAACAAGUAACAAAAUACAAGAACCAAAAUCGCAAAGAAUAGAACAAACUGGGGAAGAUCUUCGUAGAGAAUUGAAGAAACAUAGCGAACUUUUAAGAAACAGUUUUACUAGAAUUGAAAUGUUAAGUGACAAGAUUGAUAACCACCAGAAAGUGCUUGAAGGCACUACGUACGCGAGUGUGGCAGCGGGCGGAAUGGAAUACGCCAAGUCUCAUUCCUAUUUUACGGGCAAUCAAUUUGAGAUUAUUAAACAAAGGUACGAUAAUAUUAGAUUAGCAAUUUCUAACUAUCAAAGUAAGGAAGAGAAGCCCGAAAAAUUUAUUCAAAAAUCAGCUAGUCCAUUAACUGUACCCGGUCCGUCUCGUCAGUUGUCAUCUCAGUCUCAGGGGACGAACAGCAAGACUGACGAAAUGUUACGUAAGCAGAGCAGCAAUUUUAAAGCAUUUGAGCACACAGUAUCAAAUAUUGACUUACAAUCGGUAUCAGAGAAAUGGGAGUUCGAUCAUUUAUUACGAGCAGUACAAUCGCGUUGGUCCUUAAUUGACACCUUACACUGGGAAUUAGACAGCGAAAUUGGGAAUAGAAACCCAGAGUAUAGUAAUAAGCGCUUAAUUUUCCGUUCGCACAUUGAAAUAUUGUUAAACAUCCCUGUAGUACAACAAACUUCAUUAAAUCAUAUUAAGCGUAUUCACGAUACAACUUUAGAGACAUUAAACGCUAUAAAGAACUUGGGUGUCGACGUGGAAUCCUGGGAUCCGCUACUUGUUCAUAUUCUUUCUCAAAAAUUGGAUACAGACACAUACCAUGAAUACCUAUCAAUCGUAAAACAACCAAGGGAGAUACCUAAUUUGCAGGAAUUUUUGUCAUUUUUAGAGUGUAAAUUUACUAGUUUAGAGUCAGCUCGUAAGAAACCAGAAUAUCAAUAUAUGAAUAAGAUGCAUAAGACGAAUAAUUUGGCGCCGCAACAAUUUAAUAAAUAUAAUAAAAGUUUUAACAAGCAAGCAUUUCCGGCACACAGUAGGCUAAUUUCGCAACAAGCUAAUAUCAAAAACAACAGUUCAUUGAAAUUUUACAAGUGCGGAGUAUGCAAAACCAACGAACAUUCAUUAUUUUAUUGUCGCCAAUUUUUAAAUAUGACACCGCAGCUAAAACGCCGAACUGUAUCAAAACUUAAUGUAUGUGAAAACUGUCUUUAUUCGCAUAACGGCAAACCAUGUAUUUCCGAAAAACGAUGUAUUAAAUGUAACGAAACUCAUAAUACGAUUUUACACGAAUCAUUUACGCAAUCAGGUCAAACAAAUAGUUUUGAGUCUCCUCAGCAAAUUCAAAGCAACUCGCACGUGUCGUUGCAACGCGGCAUGCCUGAGGUACUUUUAGCUACAGCCAUUAUUAAAGUACAAAAAUAUGAUGGAACUUUCGUUAACAUGCGAGCUCUUAUAGACCAGGGCUCCCAAACUUCGCUUAUCACCGAAAAUGCAGCUCAAGUACUCGGUCAACCUAGAUCAAGAUGUCAAGGGGUGAUAUCAGGGGUAGGUGCGAAAGAGAGCAACUGUAAGGGCGUCAUAUCUAUUAAAUGUGCAUCGAAGAAUAGUCAUUUUGAAUUUAAGACCGAAGUUUAUAUCAUGAAAAGCCUCAUCAAGAAUCUACCUAAUUAUACAUUUUCCAAACCAUCGUGGCAUUUAUUAGAGAACAUUACCUUAGCAGACCCCGAGUUCUACGUAAGUCGUCCGAUUGAUCUACUUUUAGGUGCGGAUAUUUAUUCGUUAAUUUUAUUAAAAGGAAUUCGUAAGGCCGAUAAUCAUAUACCAAUAGCACAAAAUACACGUUUGGGCUGGAUAUUAACGGGAAACGUGAAAACUCUACAGUGUAACGUUGUUAUUAAUAAUUUACAAGAAAUACAAACAUUUUGGGAGAUCGAGGAUAUAUCAGAAACACCAAAUUUAUCAUUAGAAGAUCAGGAAUGCGUCAAUUUUUAUAAAUCUACCACAAUACGACGAAGCGACGGACGAUACGAAAAACAGUUACUUGCAAUCCAAGAGCAAUUGGAUACCAUAAAAAGAAGUGAACCAAGUAUAGAAGGAGUAUCAUACCAUCAUAUUCAUCAUUACACCGUGACCUACCUAGUUGUGGCGGUAGCCGCAGCGGUCGCGGCGGUAUAUGGAUGGCGGCGCAUCAGACGCGCGCGUCGCCGACUAGCGCCUAGCGCUCGAGUAGAAGAGCCGUGUGACAGUGAAGUGAACAGUGUAAAGUUAAAAGUAUUAAGUGACGUAGGGCAGUGUAAGAGCAAUUUAGUAAAAAGUGAAGUGAGUGACCAAGCUAUCAGUGAGCGUGUGUUCCGUAAAAAUAGGGGCACUUCGCCAGUGCGUCAGUCAGUUUUCUCUAUAACUGACACCGGGGUU